CCACAGCGCCUCGCCGGGCUCGGUAGCGCGGCCGCCGCUCCUCCCCUCACCCACGGGCAGGGCGGGGGGCAGCGCCCCGCUGGCCGCUUCUACCUGUCCCGGAGGAGGAGGAGCCGCGGAGCCAGAGGGACAAAGUUUACUCUGCAAAGUUAGCCGCGGGUGGGAAGAGAAAGGCGGAGAGCGAAGGGGAAGGUCGCUCCCGCCCCGCCGGCCGCAGCAGGGGCUCCCCGAGGAGGCGGACGCAGCGGCGGGUCCGCCCGCCGAGGCGCUCGGAGGCCUGCGGCGGUGACCGGCGAGCGGCUGCGGGGCACGGCCGCCCUCCUGGCCCGCCUUCCUGGGAGAAGCGGCCAGGACCGGGGACGGCCGCCCGGAGGAGCUCCCGCGGGGCUGCCGGAGCUCCCGAGUGCCGCGCCGUGCCCCCGACGAGAAGGAGGCUCCUUCGCCACCCCCUCCGUCGGGACCCCCGCGCCCUGCUCCCCGGCGGCCCCCAUGGCUCUGAGCAAAGGGCUGCGGCUGCUCUGGAAGCAGGAGCCGGGGCCGAGCGCGCUGCUGGAGGCGCGCAGCCGCCAGGACUGCCUGUUGCUGGAGGCCGGCACCGUGGCGGCGCUCACUCCAGAAGAAAAGGAUGUAAUUAAAGGACAGUAUGAAAAACUCAUGGAUGCUUAUGGCUGCUUAGGAGAGCUUCAGCUUAAAUGUGGUAACACUCGGCUGCACUUUCUGGUCCUGGUGACAGGCUGUACAUCAGUGGGAAAAAUCCUGGACGCUGAAGUUUACAAAAUCACUGCAACAGAUUUCUGUCUUCUCCAGGAAGAAACCAAGGAAGAUGAGCGCGUUACUGCCUUGAAGAAAAUAUUGAACUCUGGGAUGUUCUAUUUCUCCUGGCCUAAUGCAGGCUCAAACUUUGACCUGACUGUGCGGGCUCAGAAGCAGGGUGAUAACAACUAUGAAUCUGGUAACUCGUUCUUCUGGAACCAGCUAUUGCACGUGCCCUUCAAACACUACCAGGUGAACUGCUCUGACUGGCUGCUGAAAGUGGUCUGUGGAGUCGUGGACAUUCGCACUGUUUAUGCUUCCCACAAGAAGGCAAAAGCCUGCCUCAUCUCCCGCAUCAGCUGUGAGCGAGCUGGUGUCCGCUUCCACGUCCGAGGGGUCAAUGAUGAUGGACAUGUGUCUAACUUUGUUGAGACAGAGCAGACAAUUUACUUGGAUGAUGAUGUCUCUUCUUUUGUGCAAAUCAGAGGUUCUGUUCCACUGUUUUGGGAGCAAACGAGGCUUCAGGUUGGUUCCCGCCAUUUAAGGCUUAACAGAGGUCUGGAAGCCAAUGCACCUGCCUUUGACAGGCAUAUGAUGCUUCUGAAAGAGCAGUAUGGAAAACAAGUGAUCGUUAACCUAUUGGGAAGCAGAGGAGGAGAGGAGGUGCUCAACAGAGCUUUUAAGAAACUGCUAUGGGCCUCUUCCCAUGCAGAAGACAGUCCCAUGAUAAACUUUGACUACCACCAAUUUGCAAAAGGUGGGAAAACUGAGAAACUGGAAAAUUUGCUGAGGCCUCAGCUGAAGUUGCACUGGGAAGACUUUGGAAUCUUCACAAAGGGCGAGCAUGUAAGUCCAUGUCUGCAGACAGGUACUUUUCGAAUGAAUUGUUUGGACUGCCUGGAUCGUUCUAAUAGUGUACAGUCCUUCGUUGCACAGGAGAUACUGUUUGCUCAAUUAGAGAGCCUUCGUUUGAACUCUAAACCUAUAAUUGAGCGCUUUGUGGAAUCCUUCAAGGAGAUGUGGACUCUCAAUGGUCAAAAUCUGAGCAGAGUAUUUAGUGGCAAUCGUGCUGUUGAGGGGAAGAACAAGGUUGGGAAGCUCAAGGAUGGUGCCCGCUCUGUGUCUCGUACCAUCCAGUCAAAUUUCUUUGAUACGGUAAAGCAGGAAGCCAUCGAGUUGCUGCUCAUGGGUGACUUCUACCGUGAGGAAUAUGCAGACAAAGGCAAGAUGCUCAUGGACCAGACUGCACUGAUGGUAACUCCAAGUAUUUUGAAGGCCAUGUCAGAGCGUCAGUUUGAAUUCACAAGCUCCAAGCGUGUUCGUAUUGCCACGGGGACCUGGAAUGUGAAUGGGGGAAAGCAGUUUCGAAGCAACAUCCUUGGUACCAGUGAGCUGACAGACUGGCUGCUGGAUUCUCCCAAGCUCUCAGGGGUUUCAGAAUUUCAAGAUGAUGAUAACUGCCCUCCUGACAUAUUUGCAGUGGGAUUUGAAGAGAUGGUUGAGUUAAGUGCAGGGAAUAUUGUGAAUGCCAGUACAACAAAUAGAAAAAUGUGGGGAGAGCAGCUUCAAAAAGCUAUUUCCAGGACUCAUCGCUACAUUCAGUUGACAUCAGCACAGCUUGUUGGUGUUUGUCUUUUCAUCUUUGUACGACCAUAUCACGUCCCCUUCAUCAGGGAUGUAGCAAUAGACACCGUGAAGACAGGAAUGGGAGGAAAAGCUGGGAAUAAAGGGGCAGUGAGCAUUCGUUUUCAGUUCUAUAGUACCAGUUUCUGCUUUAUAUGCAGUCACUUGACUGCUGGGCAGACGCAGGUAAAAGAGAGGAAUGAAGAUUAUAAAGAAAUCACACAGAAACUCAGUUUCCCAAUGGGGCAGAACAUGUUCUCCCAUGACUAUGUCUUCUGGUGUGGUGAUUUUAACUAUCGCAUUGAUCUAACGUAUGAAGAAGUCUUUUAUUUUCUCAAACGUCAAGACUGGAAGACACUUUUGGAAUUUGAUCAACUACAGCAGCAAAAAUCCAGUGGAAAAAUUUUCAAAGACUUCCAUGAAGGGACUAUUAAUUUUGGACCAACAUAUAAAUACGACGUUGGCUCAGAGGCUUAUGAUACAAGUGAUAAGUGCAGAACCCCAGCGUGGACUGACAGAGUUCUUUGGUGGAGAAAGAAACUACCCUUUGAAAAAACAGCUGGAGAGAUCAAUCUUCUGGACAGUGAUCUGAGUGCUGAUACUAAAGUCAGGCACACUUGGACCCCUGGAGCUUUGAUGUACUAUGGGAGAGCAGAGCUGCAAGCAUCUGACCACAGGCCAGUGUUAGCUAUUGUAGAAGUGGAAGUUCAGGAAGUUAAUGAAGCUGCCCGUGACAGUGUUUUCCGAGAAGUGUCAUCUUUCCAGGGUCCACUGGAUGCCACAGUAGUGGUAAAUCUGCUAUCACCAACACCUGAAGAGAAAAAUGAAUUUCCUGAAGACUUGCGUACAGAGCUUAUGCAGAUGUUUGAGGAUUAUGGCACUGUUGUUCUGGUCAGGAUCUGUGGGGGUCAAAUGCUGGUGACAUUUGCAGACAGCAAGUCAGCUCUUCGUGUUAUGGAUAUAGACGGUGCCAAAGUUAGAGGCAGAAUAGUGAAGAUCCAGCCCAAGACUAAAGACUGGCUAAAGGGCCUUCAGGAGGAAAUUGCUCGAAAACGAGACAGCUUUGUCCCCAUGUCCCCCACGGCAAACUCUCAUCUUCUGGAAGAAAACUUUGACUUCUCAAGUUUGGACUAUGAGUCAGAAGGUGACAUAGAGGAUGAAGAUGAUUAUUUAGAGGAUGCUCUGUGUCAACACUUAGUAGCAGACACAGCAGAAGAUAUGUCGGAGCACCCUGGACACUGUGCAUCCAUAGCUCUUUCAAACAAAUCUGCGCAAACCCCUCACCUGUAUAGAGAUGAUGCAGACCUGGCCGAUUUGAAGCGGGAGCUGGAGGGAAGUGGGGAAUGCCGGCACCGGAUUCCAAGCAGGUCUCUGUCCAUUCCUACCAGGCCUCAGCCACCACAGCGGCCUCCCCCUCCUGCUGGAACAUCAGGCAAAAAGUCCCCCUCGGAUGGUUCCCUCUCUCCAGGAAACCAAUCCACCUGCUCUAUCCUGGCAACAGCAAAGCUGCUUCCUGGAGCUCCUCAGCAGCCACCUAAAGUCCGGACUGGAAUAAGCAAACCUUACAACGUCAAGCAGAUCAAAACAACCACAGCUGAGGAAGCAGAAGAAGCUAUUAGAUGUCUUAUGGAGGCCAAAGGAGGAGUACAGGAAGAUGCAGUAAAGCCUGUUCCAACCAGAAACCAAACUUCCUCCAAACCCGAGGCCCUUCCCAGCAUCACAAAGUCAGCAUCAUUUCAAGGGUCACAGGCGGGAGCGGUGCCUGUGCCCCAUCGUCCACCACCCAAAGUUCCAGCUCCAAAGAAGCCAGUGCCCCUGCAAAGGACUGGAGUCAAGGUGGAAAAUGCCACAUCUCCAGAAGAGCAAUUUGACCUACAGACAGCACAGUCUCCUUUUGGUUUGCUAGACCCCCAUCUAGAAGCUGGAGCUAUUCUUAGUCCAACCAAGAUCACUCCAGUCCCCAAACCCAGAACACAAGCUGGGAAGCCACAGGAGAGCAGGGGCAGCAGUGAAAGGCAGGCCCUGUCAGCAAGCACAGCUGAGGCCAUUGUACUGCCUCCCCAGAACACUCCCUUUGCCCCAAAGGUGCCACCACGAAGGAAGAAGUCGGCUCCUGCAGCUUUUCAUCUCCAAGUUCUCCAGAGCAGUGACAGCCCCAUUUUUAGUGGGUCACUGUUCAACUCCAACAACAACAACCCUGGGUCCUGCCCCCAGACUCACGGCCCUGCUCGCUGGGGUGCUACAGCCUCUGCCAGCCCAGAAACCAGCACCACUCAGCCCUUGGUACCAAGUGCUGCAGAACUGAUGGCAAAGCUCCAGGGCCCUUCUGCACCAGCAGGCCAGCAUCCACAACGACUGGAUACCGGCUCUCUUCCAGAGAACACCAAUGUUCUGGACCUUGACAUGCAUUCUUCCUUCCCUCUUUCCAUACAGGCAUCAUCAACUGCUUCUCCAGCACACACUUCAGAAAAUUUAAAUCACCCCAAUCAGAAAGAUUUCAGUCACUGGGUUACAUUUAGUGAUGAUGAAGACAGCAGUGCAGUGGCAGAAGGGUUCAACAAACUGCUCGUCUUAGAACAAAACAAAAAUACCUUAAUGAAAACAAAUACUGAUUUAGAGUUGUAAAAUGUUACCCCCUUAGUGUUCCAAAAGAAAUCAUAAUUAUGAUGCAAAAUAAAUCUUUUUUUAUUUAAUGCAAUAGAUCAUCUGUCCAUGCUACAUUUCAUUUUCACGUUUAAAGAUACGGCCCCUGGAGGGAAGUAUACAGAGUAUGUACAACCUAACAUACCUACAGUUCAUUUUAAAACUUCCUUAUUCUAAGUUAUUUCUUUUUAUUAAUCCAUCUUAAGAUGUUUCAUUUCAGGUACAAAUGAUAUGUAAGGACAUGAAAUGAUGUAUGGAAAAAAAGACAUUAAGAAAAGCAUUUUCCUGUGAAAUGUGUAUUUUAAUCAAUUUCUGUUUGAAAUAAAGCAUCCUUACUUCGAAGA
Molecule: messenger RNA, 5363 nt
Organism: Oenanthe melanoleuca
Lineage: Eukaryota; Metazoa; Chordata; Aves; Passeriformes; Muscicapidae
Gene: SYNJ2
Product: synaptojanin 2
Exons: 27
Coding region: 490-5001 (1503 amino acids)
Biological process (GO): brain development; phosphatidylinositol dephosphorylation; synaptic vesicle endocytosis
Cellular component (GO): presynapse; perinuclear region of cytoplasm
Molecular function (GO): RNA binding; phosphatidylinositol-4,5-bisphosphate 5-phosphatase activity
Source: RefSeq, a predicted model, not a curated record